CCGGAAAUCGCUGAAGGAUUCUCAGUUUGAUAGAAUAGAAAACCGGAAGUAGACAGGAAUCUCCGUCUCGCGGGCCCGUGUGGUUAAUGAAUGCGUUGUAGUAAUCCUUUGCAUUAGAAAAUGAAACAAGAUUCAGUAAGGAGUGCUAGCUACACAGUUGACUGUGCAGAUUAUAUCCAUGUGGUUGAAUUUAACCCCUUUGAAUCUGGAGAAGAAGGGUCAUUAAUUGCAUUUGGUGGCAACAAUUAUGUCAGUAUUGCUUCAUGCAGGUUCCAGGAGGAUGAUGCUUCAGUGAGUGGUAUAGAAUUUAAGACGCUGAAAACAUUUAACCAAGGCAUAAGAGCGGACGCUAUAGCCUGGAGUCCAGACACAAACUAUGAUUCUUUAACUCCUCUUUUAAGGUUUUGUACUGCAGCUAGUGAUAAAAAUCUACGAAUCUUCACAUCAGACCUUCAGGACAGAAAUGAAUUUAAGGUGUUUGAUGGACACACCAGUUACAUCAAUGAUAUGGUGUUUUGUUCUCAUGACGGCAAUACAUUUGCAAGUGUCAGUGAUGAUCACACAUGCAGAAUGUGGAAUAUAGGAAAAGGUCAGACUGCUAUGUUUAUGUUACGAUCCCCAGGAAUGAGUGUGGCAUGGCACCCAGAAGAAUCUUCGAAGUUGAUGGUAGCAGAAAAAACAGGAACUAUACGUUUCUAUGAUUUGCUUACACAUCAGGCCAUUUUGUCGCUCGAAUCUGUGCAAGUUCCUCUUAUGUCAGCUGACUGGUGUUUAAAAAACCCUUUCAGGGUAGGAGCAGUGGCAGGAAAUGACUGGAUCAUAUGGGAGAUGCCGCGUUCCAGCUAUCCUCAAAACAAUAAGCCUGUCCAUGCUGAUAGAGCAAGAUUAUUCAGGUGGUCAAGGUGUAGUGAAAAUCUAUUUGCAACCACAGGCUAUCCAGGAAAGAAAAACACUCAGAUUCUUAUUCAUCAUUUAAAACAUCCACAGCCUAUUCUUAUCGGCUCUGUACCUGUGGGAUCUGGACUCAGCUGGCACAGAUCACUUCCUCUCUGCGUUGUGGGUGGUAAUCACAAACUUUAUUUCUGGUUUACAGAAAUGUAAAUAUUUGUGUUGAGUUUUUAUAAAAUAAAGAUUAUUAUGGAAA
This is a messenger RNA of Pelobates fuscus (common spadefoot toad), 1144 nucleotides long. It is a transcript of the gene NUP37, whose product is annotated as nucleoporin 37. NCBI's taxonomy places the organism in Eukaryota, Metazoa, Chordata, Amphibia, Anura, Pelobatidae. Gene Ontology annotation, cellular component: nuclear pore outer ring. Gene Ontology annotation, molecular function: protein binding. The record is from RefSeq and is a predicted model, not a curated record. The transcript has 10 exons. The coding region runs from base 121 to 1101 and encodes 326 amino acids.